Molecule: messenger RNA, 1023 nt
Organism: Podarcis raffonei (Aeolian wall lizard)
Lineage: Eukaryota; Metazoa; Chordata; Lepidosauria; Squamata; Lacertidae
Gene: KRABD2
Product: KRAB-A domain containing 2
Biological process (GO): DNA integration
Molecular function (GO): nucleic acid binding
Source: RefSeq, a predicted model, not a curated record
CCUCAGUAUCCGGGGCUGGUCUUGCAUCAGGGCCUUCUGCUGGACCACGGUCGCCUGUACAUCCCGCCAGGGCCACUGCGGGCUGAGGUUCUCCGGAUGACCCAUGAUGCUCCAGCAGCGGGGCACUUUGGGCGGUAUCGGACCACCCAUCUGGUAAGCCGUGAGUUUUGGUGGCCCCGCCUGAAGGCUGACGUGGCUCGCUCGGGCGACCCCCCCGGCCUACUUCAGCCAUUGCCAGUUCCACCACGUCCUUGGCACACGGUUUCGCUGGAAUUUGUAGUGGACUUACCCCCGUCUUGUGGCUGUACCUGCCUUCUAGUUUUCUCCGACCAUUUCACUAAGAUGGUGCACUCUGCCCCCUGCCCAUCCGUACCCACAGCUAAGGAAACCGCUCAGCUGUACCUUCAGCAUGUCUUCCGCCUGCAUGGCCUACCUGAGCGUGUGGUGUCCGACCGGGGCGUUCAGUUCACAUCCCGGUUCUGGCGAGCAUUGCACCAGACCCUUGGGACAGAGGUCUGUCUCUCGUCAGCCUACCACCCACAGACCGAUGGCCAGACGGAACGGGCGAACGCGGUGCUGGAGCAGUACCUCCGGUGUUACUGCAGCUACCAGCAGGAUGACUGGGUCGACCACCUAGCAUUGGCGGAGUUCGCUUACAACAAUGCGGUGAAUGCGUCCACCCAGCAGACCCCGUUCCAGGCCAGUUACAGUUAUCAUCCACGGCUGUUUCCAGAUGUGCUGCUGGCAUCCGCGGUCCCUGCGGUGACGGAGUGGCUUCAGGAGCUCCAGUCCCAGCAACAGCUAUUGAUGGAGCAACUGCGCCAGGCCAAGGAGGCGUACAAGGCCCAGGCCACCGCCAGGUGGGGCCGGAACUACACGUCGGUGACCUGGCAUGGCUCUCCACUCGCCACCUCCACCCCUCUCGACCUUCGCGGAAGUUGGACACCCGUUUCACCGGCCCGUUUUCUAUCGGGGACCAAGUCUCACCUGUGGCAUUCCGUCUCCGGUUGCCCGCAACCCUGA